AUGAGUGUACUCCUCACCUACGAAAAAAUAAUUCUCUUCCCGAAGCAAAAUUUAAGCGCAGCAAAUCAGUUCUAUACAUAUUUCUACGUACCUUUUGCAAACAAGGUUACUUUUUUUACUCGUCUCUUUUGGGUCAACAGAAAAAUGGGCUCCUUCGAAGAGGCAGCUCACUAUGAGAGGAAGUACACCCAAUAUCAUGUCAUAGGAAAUGCCAUAAAUUUAUUUUUUUUAAAAAAGUAUUCGCAAAAUUGGAGUCCAUCUACUCACCGUUGGAAGUUUGCUGAGUGUCUCCGGCAGAAUAAUCAGUCUUACCUGACCUUUGACCAGGGAGGAAGCAGAGAUUCAAAUAAUGACACAACACAGGUGGGACAAAACACGUCUGAGAAAGAGACUAAUGUCAACACUUCAAACGGUGAGUCACAGUUAGACGAAGACCACUCGCAGGUUACACCAUAUGACGAAACAGAGAAAAUACCAACAGAUGCAGGGUCCCACUUGUUUGAGAGGGACCCUGUCGCCAUCCAUUACUGGAAUAAUAUGAAGAAGAAAAAAACGAACACCCCCCACUACAACAUAGACCCAUCGGCCAAAACGAAAAAGAUUCAAAUCUACUAUAACUGCGAAAUGACCGAUAUGGAAAGAAAAAUUUGUAAAAUUAAAAAUUUUUUGCGAAAUGGAAAUCCCGUAGACAUUCUUUUAAUUUGUAACAGUGAUAGCGAUGGCAAGGUCACCCAGAAGGGAGGGAAGGGGACAAAAAAAAUGAAUAAAAAAAAUGGGGAGAGUACUUCCGAAGGUGGACCCACUCCAGUAUGCAAAGUUAAAAAUAACUUUACCAACUCUGCUCUGUCGCUGCAGCUAAGUGAAGCCAAGUGUUCCCCACACGUGAACGUCCGAACCAGUUUGGAAUUGCUUCGCGCGAAGGUGUGCUGA
Messenger RNA from Plasmodium cynomolgi strain B, 930 nucleotides. RefSeq lists its product as hypothetical. Gene Ontology annotation, biological process: translational initiation. The transcript is spliced from 2 exons. Lineage: Eukaryota; Apicomplexa; Aconoidasida; Haemosporida; Plasmodiidae. Bases 1 to 930 code for a protein of 309 amino acids. The record is from RefSeq and is a predicted model, not a curated record.